Messenger RNA from Betta splendens (Siamese fighting fish), 4732 nucleotides. It is a transcript of the gene slc9a6a, whose product is annotated as solute carrier family 9 member A6a. Bases 169 to 2241 code for a protein of 690 amino acids. Gene Ontology annotation, molecular function: sodium:proton antiporter activity. The record is from RefSeq and is a predicted model, not a curated record. Gene Ontology annotation, biological process: proton transmembrane transport; regulation of pH; sodium ion transport. The transcript has 16 exons. Gene Ontology annotation, cellular component: membrane; recycling endosome. Lineage: Eukaryota; Metazoa; Chordata; Actinopteri; Anabantiformes; Osphronemidae.
AAUAUACCAGUCUAGUCUCACUUUCUACAAAAAAUGUUUUCACUUCCGGGCCGGAAUCGAUUCUUCUGUUGCUGUCGUAUUUCUGCUGACUACUCCCUCAGUUCGUGAAUUACAUUUGCACAAAGUUUCCUUUUAUUCAGGACAGAAUUUCAUCAGUGACCCGAGGAAAUGUCGCUCAGAGUGAGUGUCAGCGCAGCCUGGAGGGCAACGCGGACGCUGUGGCUGCUGCUGCUGGUGAGUCUGUCCGUGAGCAUCUGUGUGUGCCGAGCAUCAUCACCCCAGGAGGAGGACAGUGCCAUGGAGAACAUCGUUACGGAGAAAAGGGCAGAGGAGAGCCACCGGCAGGACAGCGCCGACCUGCUCAUCUUCAUCAUGCUCCUCACCCUCACCAUCCUCACCAUCUGGCUGUUCAAACACCGGCGCUUCAGGUUCCUGCACGAAACGGGACUGGCGAUGAUUUACGGACUAAUUGUCGGCGUGGUCCUGCGAUACGGCAUCCACGUGCCUCGAGACGUCAGCAACGUGACGCUCAGCUGCCACGUCAACGCCAGCCCCGCCACCAUCCUGGUCAACGUCAGCGGCAAAUUCUACGAGUACGCGCUGAAGGGGGAGAUCAGUGGCAACGAGGUGAACGAGGUGCAGGACAACGAGAUGCUGCGCAAGGUGACCUUUGACCCUGAAGUGUUCUUCAAUAUUCUUCUACCGCCCAUCAUUUUCCACGCUGGCUACAGCUUGAAAAGGAGACACUUCUUUCGUAACAUGGGUUCCAUUCUGGCUUUUGCCUUUCUGGGCACAGUUAUUUCCUGUUUUGUCAUUGGGCUGCUGAUGUACGGCUGCGUCAUGCUCAUGAAGCAGCUUAGACAGCUGGACGGAGACUUCUUCUUCACGGAUUGCCUCUUUUUUGGGGCUAUUGUCUCGGCCACAGACCCUGUGACGGUCCUGGCGAUCUUCAACGAGCUGCAGGUCGACGCGGACCUUUACGCGUUGCUGUUUGGAGAGAGCGUGCUCAACGAUGCCGUGGCCGUGGUCCUCUCCUCGUCUAUUGUGGCCUAUCAGCCCCAAGGAGACAACAGUCACACCUUCGAGGUCAUGGCCUUGCUGAAGUCCUUUGGCAUUUUCCUCGGGGUUUUCAGCGGCUCCUUCGCUCUGGGAGUUGCCACAGGAGUCGUCACCGCUCUAGUGACCAAAUUCACAAAACUGAGGGACUUCCAGCUGCUGGAGACGGCGCUCUUCUUCCUUAUGUCGUGGAGCACUUUCCUUCUGGCUGAGGCCUGUGGUUUCACAGGUGUGGUAGCGGUGCUGUUCUGUGGAAUCACUCAGGCCCACUACACCUACAACAACCUGUCCCCCGAGUCCCAGGACAGGACCAAGCAGCUGUUUGAGCUGCUGAAUUUCCUGGCGGAGAACUUCAUUUUCUCCUACAUGGGUCUGACCCUGUUCACCUUCCAGAGUCACGCCUUCAACCCGAUGUUCAUCGUUGGAGCUUUUCUGGCAGUGUUCCUGGGAAGAGCUGCUAACAUUUACCCGCUGUCUUUCCUUCUCAACCUGGGAAGACGCAACAAGAUCAGGUCUAACUUCCAGCACAUGAUGAUGUUUGCAGGUUUGCGCGGCGCUAUGACCUUUGCCCUGUCCAUCAGAGACACGGCCACAUACGCCCGUCAGAUGAUGUUCUCCACCACUUUGCUUGUGGUCUUCUUCACGGUUUGGAUCUGUGGCGGCGGCACCACCCAGAUGCUGUCGUGCCAGCGCAUACGAGUGGGCGUAGACUCUGAUCAAGAUAACUCUAUGAGUAUCGCUGAGGGGUCAGAGAGAAGAAGCACCAAACAGGAAAGUGCUUGGCUUUUCAGAAUUUGGUACAACUUUGACCACAACUACCUGAAGCCCAUCCUGACUCACAGCGGCCCCCCUCUCACAGCCACGCUGCCUCCCUGCUGCGGGCCCCUCGCCCGCUUCCUCACCAGUCCUCAGGCUUAUGAGAACGAGGGCCAGCUGAAGAACGACGACUCGGACCUCAUCCUCACGGACAACCUGUCGUACGGCGACAUCACGGUCAGCACCGAUGAAACGGGCGCUCACACCAGCGGCGGACCUUCGGCCUUCGCCGGCGCCGCCUCGGAGGACUUGGACCGAGAGCUGGCGUACGGCGAUCACGAGCUGGUGAUGAGGGGCACGCGCCUGGUGCUGCCCAUGGAUGACUCGGAGCUGCCCUUCACAGACCCCCACCACCGCUUCCGCAUGUGAAGGGCCCCCAGACACCCGUCCGUCUCAAACUGCCCCGAGCCGUUGGGCAAACGAACCGUACCUGGCGCUCCUGUCGCUCUGCCACACAUUUUUCCCCCUUUGCUCUCGUUUCUCCUCUUCCCCCCACGUUUUCUCAGAGGUACAUUUUCUCGCUCCCUCUAACGGCACGUCACUGUCUCUACCUCAUCCUCAUCCUCCUUUCUGUCACCUGCCAUAACUGUAAAGUAUUCCUAUUUAUUUUCAGCCGGUUGCUCUCUGCUGGGUUUGGUGUUCGUCAGUUGCCCCACUGUAGCAUUGCCGAGGUCUAGAAGCAUGUGUUAAUGUGUAAAUGCAAAUACCGGCCACUAGCUAACCUGUCGCUGUGCAGUAUAUCACAGGAGUAGAAUAACUUCGUUAUGCAUGCUGAGGAUGCUUGUAGUUUUCUUUGGAGGUUUGAGGGCUUUUGUGUUUUGGGUCUGGCAUAGAAUGUUGCUGCCUUCUCUGUGCAUCAGAGGCAUGCGGACCCAGUGGACACCCUAACUCUACAUUUGGUUACAAUCAAGUGCCUGGGAAUCGAAGCUUUAGGCCUGACGAUCCAGACGGGCUCCGCUCUGGGAAGCAGAGCCUGUUCAGAAUGGGUUGUCAAGUAGAUGUCGUUUACCUUUUGUUAAUAAAAAAUAUAAAAUGAAAGAGAGAAAAAAAACAUAAACAAAACCCACACAUCUGUCCACAAGGUAGCAAUAUAUGUUUGGGCUUUGAGUUUGUUUAUCGGCUUGUAAAUAGUGUGACAAUGUGACGCCACUGAUGCAGUGUAACCUGGCAGUGAGAGCUUGACAUCUCUCAUUUGACCUUUGACCUUUGACUGUGACAUAGAAGGACUUCACACCUUUAGACGCUGAUGUCUCGCAGCAGGAGCGAAGGGCUGUUGUCCUGAAACGAGAUCCAGGUGAAGAAAGCUUAGUGCCAUUUCUGUCCCGCAUUGUGACAUUUGAUGAAAACUCAAUGCGGACGAGCUUGAAGUGUUUCAUGUUCUGUGUACUGCACUUUAGGUACGAAUAGCAUUUUCCUUGUUUGUUUCUUUUUCUUGGUGCAGGCGUAUGAUUAUGUUUAGACUUGAAUUUUUUUAUUAAGUCAACCUGAACAAAACCUAUUGAUGAAUUUGACACAAUCUGAAGCUCACUAUCAUUGCAUUAAUGAUUACAUUCAAUAUUAAUUAAUGUGCAAUCUCUUUCUGUUCACUUCAUCCCUGAUUUAACCAGAUAUUUACAUUUAUAUUGUAUUAAGAAUUUUUAAUAACUAUUGAAAGUAGCUGUUAUGAGGAUGUGUUAUAUGUAACACAUCAUUGGGUGUAAGAGCAGUAACGCAGCUAUUAAUGCAACAGGAAGUGUUGAUAGAACGUCGCCGUGGCAACGCUGUGUUGACGUUGUGAGGUGCCAGAAAACACUCAGCGACUCAGUUGAAGGCAGCAGUUUUGUGGUUCGGCCUUUCGGGGGGGAAAAUGGGUGUAGGCAAAACGGAUGCAGGCGGGUAAAGAUAGCAUUUAAGAAGAACGGGAGAGAGAAGGACAGUUGGACUUGUUGUCUGUGUUUUAUGUGUUGGGACGAUACAGAGGUGGAAGGAGAAGCAGCUGUUAGAUACAGCUUUUCCUUCCACAGUUAUCUUCUGCUGUGCAGGAACUUCUUAAAACCAUUCAACGUGUUGUGUUUUUUUUUCUUUUUAUACUGAGUCGAGAAUCUUGACACCACGUUAACCAGGAAAUGAUUUAUUCUUUCCUUUCUUUCUGCUUUCAUUACUUUAUGAGAGGGAAGUGGUGAAACAUGAAAAAGAACCGCUGGAUAAUUUGCACUCCUUUGUUUUAUGGUUUAUGUUGAGACGCUUGUUUUAUCAAACAGGGUUUUUUUUAUAUUAUUGACUUCUUUUGCUGGAGGGUGUGUAGAAAACAAGCGCUGUCGUGUCAGUUUAAAGGAUGGAGAAUUUCCAUUUAGUAGGAGUUAACUCGGUUCAUUGUUACUUUGUAAAGAAUGAAUUGCACAACGGCCGUCCUUUCGUCAUAUCACCGUCCAGAAACGCUUGAACGCUGUUACAGAGCUUGAAUGAGAAUGAGGGUCAGCGGAUGGACUCCUCCGGGGAAAAAGUACGAUCAAUAUAUCAAAGCAUUGUGCCACUGUUUUACACCGAUGCACGGAAAUAAAUGUGAAAUGUGCAGACGCUCCGCUAGGUCUCGGUAUCUGCCUCCCGCUGUGUGUCGUCUCUGUUCUCUGAAUGGUGACCCAUCAGCUUUGAUGGUUGGACCCGUAGCUGACCAAAGAGGCCUGCGGUGCUCUGUGAUUUCAGACAGUCCGCUCUGUCGUCAUUUUCCAAACCGCGCGUGCGUGUGUGAGAGGAGAUGAGCUCCAUAGUUCUCCCUACUUCUGUGUUGCAGGUACUGACUGUUUACAUGUGUGUACAUAUACUCUCACCUGUUCCCGUGCGUGCAACGGUCAAUAAACACAAGCUUGUGCUUUUGAUUAAA